Molecule: messenger RNA, 2214 nt
Organism: Lactuca saligna
Lineage: Eukaryota; Viridiplantae; Streptophyta; Magnoliopsida; Asterales; Asteraceae
Source: the annotation of a GenBank genome assembly
UGUUAAACUCCUAUAUGUAGAAGAGCUUCUAUAUUCAGUUAACCAAACCUCAUUAGUCAUUACAAGAUGAAGAAAUCGAUUCUCGUUGCUUUAAUGGUAAUUCUAUCACUACUAAUUCGAUCAGAAGGAAACGCAAGAUCCAAAAUCAUCAACAUGACAUGCGAUCAACAACUAGAAAACAACAUAACCUUAUUCAUGCCAAACUUCGUCCGUACAAUGGAGAUAAUCGGCACACUAUUGCGAACCUCCCGUAACGGCACCGCCAUCUCCGGCACCGGACCCGACGGAAACUACGGGCUCGGACAAUGCUACGGCGACCUUUCACCUCAAGACUGCAUCUUAUGCUACGCCGAAGCCCGUACAAUUCUCCCAAGUUGCUUCCCGCACAACGGCGGCAGGAUUUACCUCGACGGUUGUUUUAUGCGAGUUCAAAAUUACAGCUUCUUUCAUGAAUAUACAGGACCGAAUGAUAUGGUGGUUUGUGGGAAUACGACGGCGAAGAGUGGGUUGUUUGGGGCGGCGGUGAGGGAGGCGGUGGGGAAUGCGGUGGUUGAGGGUUCGGGGAAUUGGGAUUAUUUUGCGAGGGGGGAGAGUGUGGUGAAUGUGAAUGAGUCGGUGUUUGUGAUGGCGGAUUGUUGGAGGACUUUGAGUCCGGCGGAGUGUAGGAGGUGUUUGGAGAAUGCUUCGGCGGCGAUUUCGAAAUGUCUGCCGUCGACGGAGGGGAGGGCGUUGAAUUCCGGGUGUUUUAUGCGGUAUUCUGAUACGGAUUUUUUGAAUCCUAUACCGGUUGCAAUUAUCUCUAGCAAUAGAGGGAUGGUACUAGCUAUCGUGGUUUCCAUUGUUAGUUCCGUGACAGUCCUCACAGUUGCUUUGAUGAUAAUUUUGUAUAUCAUGAAACAUAGACUUAUACAAAAGAAGAGAAGAGGCUCUUAUGAUGCAAAGAAACUGUCAAAGAUGCUUAAUGACAGUAGCUUACAUUUCAAAUACUCCACUAUUGAAAAAGCCACGGCAAAUUGGAACGAAUGCAAUAAGCUCGGACAAGGAGGAUUCGGAACUGUCUACAAGGGAGUUCUUUCAGAUGGGAGAGAAAUAGCUGUGAAGAGGCUCUUCUUCAACAACAAAUUCAGGGCAACUGAUUUCUAUAACGAAGUUAACAUGAUUAGUAGUGUUGAACACAAAAACCUUGUGAGGUUGUUAGGAUGCAGUUGUUCAGGACCCGAAAGCAUUCUUGUAUACGAAUAUCUACCCAACUUGAGUCUCGACCUCUUCAUUUUCGAUGCAACAAAAGGCAAGACCCUAAACUGGCAGAAAAGAUUUUUAAUCAUUAGUGGUACAGCAGAAGGCCUAGUCUAUCUUCAUGAAAACACCAAGAACCGAAUUAUUCAUAGAGAUAUCAAAGCUGCUAACAUCUUGUUAGACUUGAGACUUCGCGCUAAAAUAGCUGAUUUUGGGUUGGCCAGAUCUUUUCAAGAUGAUCAAAGUCACAUCAGCACUGCAAUAGCUGGAACACUAGGAUAUAUGGCUCCAGAGUAUCUAGCCCAUGGCCAGUUAACUGAAAAGGCUGAUGUCUAUAGCUUUGGUGUGCUACUUUUGGAGAUAGUCACCGGUAUGGAAAACAACAAAAGCAAAACCUUAGAAUAUACUGACAGCUUAGUGUCUAUUGUAUGGAAUCAUUUCCAGGAAGAUACGGUUGAGGAAAUAUUCGACCCGAAUCUAAUGAUGCAGCAUUAUGUCAACACAAAUGACCUCAAAGAAAUUAAAAAGGUGAUACAAGUAGGACUUCUUUGCACACAAGAAGCUCCAUCUUUAAGACCAUCAAUGUCAAUCGUACUAAAAAUGUUGGCAAAAGAUGAAACUUUACCCCUCCCUUCUAAUCCACCUUUCAUAGAUGAAAAAACCAUGGAACUGAAUGAUAUUUCAGAUAAGUUACAGUUUUACAAUUAUGGGGAUAAUGAUUGUUCCAUUGCUACUGUUUCCCAUAGUGAUUUCUACCCGAGGUAAUGGAAAAAAAAAACUUUUUUUUCCAUAUUUCUCUAUAUUUUAUUUCAAAAAUUAAUUAUUCAUAUUUUUUUAAAUGAUUUGGUAUGUUACCUUUCGAUUUGCGAGAGGCUACUCAUAAAACACUAUGUAUUUUUUUGUGUAAUGUAAUAUCAGUAGCCUAUACGAGGAUACAUGUGAGUGAUCAAUACAAUUAUUUGGUCAUUACUUUUCAUG